AAGCAGUCAUGAGUGGAAGAGGCAAAGGCGGCAAAGGGCUCGGCAAAGGCGGCGCUAAGCGCCACCGUAAAGUUCUCCGUGAUAACAUCCAGGGCAUCACCAAACCCGCCAUCCGCCGUUUGGCUCGUCGCGGCGGCGUGAAGCGUAUCUCCGGUCUGAUCUACGAGGAGACCCGCGGCGUGCUCAAGGUGUUCCUGGAGAACGUGAUCCGUGACGCCGUCACGUACACCGAGCACGCCAAGAGGAAGACUGUGACCGCCAUGGAUGUGGUCUACGCUCUGAAGAGGCAGGGCCGCACCCUGUACGGUUUCGGAGGUUAAAUCGGUUCAGCCCGAGACAAACACAACGGCUCUUUUAAGAGCCACCAA
This is a messenger RNA of Perca flavescens (yellow perch), 368 nucleotides long. Its product is annotated as histone H4. Gene Ontology annotation, molecular function: structural constituent of chromatin; DNA binding; protein heterodimerization activity. The transcript has a single exon. NCBI's taxonomy places the organism in Eukaryota, Metazoa, Chordata, Actinopteri, Perciformes, Percidae. Gene Ontology annotation, cellular component: nucleosome. Bases 9 to 320 code for a protein of 103 amino acids. The record is from RefSeq and is a predicted model, not a curated record.